This is a messenger RNA of Salvia miltiorrhiza (redroot sage), 1089 nucleotides long. RefSeq lists its product as uncharacterized. The transcript is spliced from 4 exons. The record is from RefSeq and is a predicted model, not a curated record. The coding region runs from base 152 to 631 and encodes 159 amino acids. Lineage: Eukaryota; Viridiplantae; Streptophyta; Magnoliopsida; Lamiales; Lamiaceae.
UCUGGUCCGACUGUCCCCCUCUGACUCCGUCUGCCCCACCCCGUAAUCCGCCUCUACCUCCCAUCAAAUCCUCCGCCCCAUCAAAUGGAGACUUAAAUCGAGCCCUAAUCUCCCAACCCUCUGCAAUCGACCGUGGUCCGAGCAUCCACCAAUGCUGCCAGAAGCUGACGCCGUCGACCGUUGCACGUUCCGUCCGAUGACUAAGCCUCUGCUCCCAUUCCCGGCGGCGAAGCCGGACAAAGCCUCUACUUCCGCUCCACACGCUGUCGCACCGACGUUUCUCCCUCUCUUGUCUCAGGGUUUAGGUCUCUCUCACACAUUCUCUAUCUCUCUCUCUCUCUCUCUCAUACACAAUUUCUAUAUAUCUUCUUCUCUAUCUAAUUGCUCUUCCUCUUUCUCUCUAACAAUGUGUCUUUCCCUCCCCAGGCCGAUUGCAGCUGUGAGUUUUCUUCCUUGCAUUAUUUGUCUCCAAAUUUUUGAUGAAUUUGAAAUUGGUGGUGAUGGUUGCAGCUCUGAGAGGAGCAAAAAUUCUGAAAAUGAAUUCAAAACCCUCCCAAAUGGUCUCAAGUACUAUGAUUUGAAGACUAGAGACGGACUUGAAGCUGUAAAGGGAUCUCGGGUUAUAGUAUGAUUGUGGCACAGGUGAAAAAUUUCAGUCUAGUUCCUCAAUAGUCUCUAUUUGCUUACUCUGCUUUCAUUUUAAAGAAGUAGUUCAGUAGUAGAGGCAUUCUGUAUUUUAUUUAGUCGUUGAUGGAUAUUUCUUCGAUUCAUGUUAAUGGUAGCUAUUUCUCAGAAUCUGUGCAACUUACUUGUACUAGAAAACUUACUUAGUUUCAAUUAUGGUAUAUGUUUGAUUAGGUCUCUCUUUAUGUUUAUGCAGUCAACACUUGGCUAUGCUCCUAAUUGGUAAGUCUAGGAAGAAGUUGCUGAGUAUAUGUAUUUGAUUGUGUAAAUCUGUCAAUUGAUAUCUCGCCUGUCAUCAUGGACCAAUUUUGUUUGGGCUUUCUGGAGCUUCAUAUUCAAUCCAUAUGCACUUUAGGAAUACUGAUUCUAGUCUCAUUAGUUCCUUUUUGAUGACAUUGAUGAAGC